Molecule: messenger RNA, 5296 nt
Organism: Marchantia polymorpha subsp. ruderalis
Lineage: Eukaryota; Viridiplantae; Streptophyta; Marchantiopsida; Marchantiales; Marchantiaceae
Source: the annotation of a GenBank genome assembly
AGGUCCGGUCGUAGAUGAUUGAGUUGAACUCACGUUGUCACCAGGAGUCAUGAAUGCUUGACCUCUCUCUACUUGACCGACCAUUUGACAUUCGGAUGACAAGGGCAGGGCAGCGCGAUCGAAUUUGACGAGUGAUAUUCUUCGGGUCAAUGAUCCACCGCUUUCUUUAAUCGGGGCCUCCACUUUAUGGUUCAGUUUUGUCUUACUUCGAGAAAGGGUCCAUACAGAGUAGUCUUGAGGAGCAUUGUUGCUGAACCCUCUGCUCCUCGCAGAAGUAGGCAUCCCCGUUCUCGACAGCUUGCUGUCACGGACGAUGUUGCCUUACUUCUGCUCGAACUCGCGCCAUAAAUGGGCUCCGCUCUUGUCCAAUUGAUGCGGCGAGGGAUGUCUGGCAUCGAAGAGAGGCGAACUUCUCGAAAUGCUCAUUUCUAACUCACUUGGGUGGGAGAAAGGUUGGGAUAGGUUGCAUAUGCCAUCCUCUUCUGCGCCCAUAAAUGUUUCUUUUCUCCUGAACUCGGCGAUGGAUGGACGGUAUCGGACCGGCUCACACUUCUAUGAACAUGCAUCCAACCAUGGCGCGAGAUCAUCCAUGGCGAUUUCCAGACUGUAGUUAGGUCACUGGAACGGGAAGUCACUGCCUUAUGUCAUGAGCCUUUAAUAGAAACAUCAUGCACUGUUGUCAUCAGUAUCAUGCACCACCGCUAUAACUCCUGAUAUUUUGCCUUGGGUCAGCAGCUCGUGAGCGUCCUCGCUCGCAUUAGGCGCAAUCUCGCCCUGGCCCGUCCUGCGACUCGGGCAUUUCGACUCGGGCCCUCCCUCCCUUCCUCCACAUCACCGAUGAGUCCUGUUCGUCUUCUCGCCGCUCUUGCGCCAAGCAAUCAAAUCCACUACAGUGGCACUUUGCACAGGGCCGGCUAAUUCCCAAAAGGAACUGCACGACGUAUGUGCCACAAAGUUGAUUGAUGACUGAUUGAUUGAGGGAUUGAUUGAUUGACUGAUUGAUUGGCGAGGCCCGAGAUCUUGUGCUCGCCUUGGACUUUAUACGACCGGCGCAAAUGGGAUGUAAGCCCCUGCUACUGCACCGGCAUUCUGUCUAUCUAUCUCGUGAGCUGAGGUUCUUGUGACAACGAGAUCAGACCGGCAGUUGUGUCCGAAAACCUCAGAUGUUGCCUACAGUGAGACUUUCCUCCCGGAGUCUCUCAACCGCUCCGCUCCGCUCAGACUCUCCGAGCCCCAGGGGCAUUCACUCAUCCACUCACUCACUCACUCACUCAUUCAAAAGCUGGACGGGACUGCAACUGCACGACGUAUGUGCCACCAAAAGUUGAUUGAUGCCUGAGUGGCUGAUUGAUUGAUUGGCGAGAGGCCCAGGAUUUUGUGCUCGUCUUGCACUUUAUACGACCGGCACAAAUGGGACGUAAGCCCCUGCUGCUGCUGCUGCUGCACCGGCAUCUUGUCUAUCUAUUUCAUGGGAUGAGGUUCUUGUGGGAACGAGAUAAGAUUGGCAGUUGUGUCCGAAAACUUCAGAUGUUGCCUACAGUGGGACUUUCCUUAGCUGCUUAGUCCCUCAACUGCUCUUCCGUUCAGACUGUCUGAGCCUCAGGGCUUUCAUUCAUUGUGAGGUUUGUUUUAUCCAUGUAUCUGUAUCAUGCUUCGGUGGUCGUAAUCGAGCUUGCGGAUUUCGGACUCCAUCACAACCACACCACAUCAUACACUGUCAGAUUGCCACAAAGAGAAUCCCAGAGACCCAAACUUCUCAAGACGCUGCAACAGCAACAGCAGCCUCCUCCUUUUCCCUCCCUCCCUCCCUUCCUUCCUUCCUUCCUCCCUCCUGCUCCCACUGUAUAAUCUCACCAACUAGCUCUCUCGGCUCACAGGUAACCGUGCCGGGUGAGCAGCUUGAGUACGCCAGCCAGCCAGCCAGCCAUGCCAUGCCAUGCCAUGCCAAACCGAACUUGCGAUUACGGUCCGAGCGGCAGCAGCAGCAGCAGCCAUUUGGCUUCCAUUUUUAUAUAAGUGGGAAUGAGGGGGGGCGAAGCAGAUUUCGAGCAGGUAUUGCUGCGAUGGUUCUCCUUCUCGGCCCGCGGGGGACCCACUCGAGUCCACCUGCUUCUCCCCUUUUGCUCGCACUCCAUCGCAUCUCGCAACAUCUCUCGAGCAGCAAAAAUACAAGUCAAGCCCUAUCUAGUACACAUCAUUCCCACUACGAGUUCCAGACGACAACAAACCACCAAAAUAUUACAGGUCCGCCGGUGGGACCAUGAAGUAAGCGCGCGGAGGCAAGGGGAGGGAGUUACAAGCUGCAAAUCAAUCAAGGGGCGGGACAGGAAGGGACGGGACGGGACGAGACGGGGCCGGACCCACUCAGCUCGUUGCUUUCUCAUGCACAUGGACUGACUUGCAUUAACGGGAAGUGCAUGGCAAGUCUGGGGAGGGCGAGGGGAGUAUUAUAUUUUAAUAGCAGCGCUCUUCGCUUUCGGCAUAUUUUUCGAUCGACGCAGACUAUAAAAUGUGCCAACAUCUGCCUUUUGUUUACACCUGCGCUGCCCCGUCUGCUUGCGUCCUUGACAUGGCUGGAUGACAUGGCGUGCUCGCCACACCGGCACGAUCGCUGCGAUGAAUAUUCAGCGAGCUCGCGCUCUUGCUCUCAGAUCGGAUCCAGCGGAUCCAGCGGGGGCCUGGGCCGUGCUGCAGACAAGCGGUCGACGAAAACAAAAUCGGCCGUCAAACUCCUGCAAUCCAUUAUCUACGAGUGGAAUUGACAUACUCGGCCUCCAUUUCCGCGAGGUCAGCAAGGGUCGGCUCGGACGGCUCAGACGGCAUCGCGUCCAGUCAUGCCCGGUCUCCUCUUUCGCGGACUCGAUCUUGUUCAUCAAACUAAAGCGCUUUCUCGCACGCACGCACACACACUUCCCUCUCUUUGUGUCGCACGGGAAAGUUGAUGGCUGCUUGCCUGCCUGCCUGCCAGCCAGCCAGCCAUGGCAACGAGCGCUUCCAUUAGGGCCAUGUCCAGAGCCUGCGCGGCGGCUAAUUUUCGGGAACGCGUUACGGUCCGAAUGCGGUGCCGUGGCGAGCAGCGGUUGCCGCCUGGGCCCGGUCACCGACCCGCCUCUGACCUGCUCUAUCCGGGACUGUUCAGCGAGCAAGCACCACCCGUCUUACUCUGUUCGCGCCCGACCGGAGGCAGGCGCUCAUCUGUUCGCUUAAACCCUGCUGGGCUGGGCUGGCUGUCUGGGGCUCCCCCCGGGGUUUAGCACCGUUCUGUUUCUUCUUAUUUACGGCGCAUCUUUUCUUCUUCUCUCUUCCCUCCAUUCGCCGCCUUGUAAUUUGCGCACCCACAUUUCGCUCAUUCAUUCCUCACACGAUAAAUCAGCGUGCGCGAACCUCUCGAUGCCGUGGAUUUCGUUAUGUAGCGUUCCGCUUAUGCGUAGCCUUCGAGUUUCCAGAUCCUGUACAGUACCGUACUGCACUUUCUCGUGCGCCAAACUUGUUACUGGCAAUGGAUUCUGAAACCGUCCGAGUGGGAUGGAGAAAAGUCUAGACCCGCAUUGCGCCCCCAAAUAGAAGGAGAUUAUAAAUCGUGGACGACAUGACAUGACCCUCAGGCUCACAGCCGAGAGACAGUCACUUCCGAAUGGCAGAAAGUAUUUUCUACGAGGAAGCAGCGGCGGAAGGUUUCAACGAGCUGCAGUAGAUACAGCACGCGAAAGGGUCCGCUCUCCGCUCGCGUCCUCGAAUACGGGACGGGCUGCGAAGUGAACGCAGUCAUGGAGGCGGACAGUGUUGUUAAAAAUCUUUUCGCAACCAUGGCAAUCUCCUCAUCGUCCAUGUCCGAGAGACACGAGGGCGGACUGAACGGAAGGAGGAUCCGUCCAACGAGCCAGCCAACCGACCCAGGUGAGAACUGUCACACCCGCGUGAACUCAGAGGCGUUCGAUUUAGGGAAAAUCCCUCCUGUCUAAGGAAGGAAGGAAGGGAAGUAAGAAGGGAGGGGAAAAGUGUCAAAAUGUGCACUGCACUCUUGAGCUCGGAACUCGAAAGCAGCCUCUAAUUUAGGCAGGAUUCAUUCAAUUUCGAGAUCGAAGAAUCUGGGACGGCGAGGGGGGGUGGGGGAGGAAAUGCGUGACCCGGGCCGAGGUCGAUUGUAUAUACGACGAUGGGGUUAAUGCGACGCAGCCAGCCCGUUACAUGCCAAGGAGGGACCAGGUCUCAGAUCAAGCGGUAGGCCCAUUGCAUGCCAUGCCAUGGCAUCUCGCCCGCAUCAUCAUCGCCAUCGCCAGCGUCGCUGUUAGUUGACCGAGGGCGAUCGCAGAUUAAGGAGUAUUAAAUUGGGGCUCACCGUAUCACAUAUACAACUCGUGAGCUGAAUCUGAAUGACACGUGGUUGGUGGGCGGAGCUCGAAUAUACAAGUUUACGAAAGUCGGCAACUCAACAGUUGACGAUGACAAAAUCGUCGGAGGUGCUUCCGAGGGCGCUCGUAUCGUUGCGACCUUUGUAAUAGAAUAACGAGCAUCCCCGAGACCCCGAACGAGCGCUCGGCCAGAUCGGAUGCCAAAAGUGUCCUAUUUCACGCUCCCCGAGCUUGCACAAAAUAUCCAUGCUCGAUAUGUUUGUCCAACUGAUCAAAUGUUUGCGAGUGCUCCGGACAAGGCCACACGGACUGGCCUUACUCACGUUGGCUGGACUCGGAAGACGCACUGCGACUGCGUGAAUGACCCGAGGAACAGACGGACGAUUGAAUAAAUGAAUGAAUGAGUCGAGGCCAAGGACGGCCGAGGUGAAGGGAAUAUGAAGGAUAAUGGUUCGAAGCUCGGACGUCCGUGACUGUGUUGCCAAGCGGUGGCCACCAUCGUGGACCUCGCUGCUGGUGCUGAUGUUGGCCGCGCGAGGGCAAGGCCGAACGAGGCUUUAAAGCUGAGCCUUCGCAUCAUGUUACCGUCGCCCUGUUCGAUCCUCGUCGACAUUCGAAGCUCCCAAAAAGCGAAAAAGCCCCUGCCCCUCGCAACAAGUCAAGAUCUUCCGUCGCGAGCGUUCGAUCGGAAAAGCCCCCGGCGCUCUCGCUAUUCGUCCAUGCGCGGCUUCAGCUCCUCGCGUUGAAGGCCAUGCGAUGCGCAGACGACGGGCCGGAAGUGAGCCCGGCAUCUCUUCACCAGCAUGGUUCCCAAUAAGAUAUUUCCCUCGGUUUCUGCAAUUUUGCCCGUUUCCUUGCUACAUAUAUUUACAUGAUAACCACUUAAAAGUUUAUAGAUUAAUAUUGCUGACUUCAUUAUUUUGUGUGGUUUUUUGCUAGUCUCA